UUGCCCCUCGGAGACGCCACGAGUAGAAUACUACUGGGCAUACAGUGUAGUUAAUUCAGUACAGAGGUUGUAUGUGAUCCGAGAGCACUAUCGAGACACUGGCUUCCACCAAUGCAUACUGUCCAGAUUACCUAGGGCUUGGUUUCCUCACCAACCAGCAGUUUUUCACAGCCGACACGGCAGCUGCAUUAUAUCAGCGCUGUAACAUCGUGAGCAGCAGCAGCUGCUUCGACACAGGGGCACUGCGAGUCUGCAGCUGCACGAGUGACUACGGAAUCAGUGUGCUGGAAGCCGAAGCUUAUCAUUAAAAAAAAAAAAAAAAAUUCUAAAGGAUUCCAAUUGUAGUUUUUUUUUAUCCACCCACGGGACCUCCUUCAUCAAGCUUUGUGUCGCUCGAUUUCAGGUACACAAAAUCUUCUGUAGAAUUAGUAACAGUGCAAUAGUAUGUGUGUGCUUUCUUCAACUUAAUCUAUGCAGUAGCAACCGGCGCUGUUUCAAAGCAGCGAUCAACCCCCCCCAUAUUGCAAAACAGACGGAAGGAUACUCCGAAUGCGCUUUGUAGCACACACCGGAUCUAGAUGCACACCUGUGGAACUACCACUGUAUCUAUAUAUAAUGAAACGAAGCUCGGAAUUCCAAUUUCUCCACGGUGUACAUUAAUUUCUGGGGAACCGACUUCGGUGAAAUUUCCAUAAACUUUGAUAAAAAAAAAAAAAAAAAAAAAAAAAAAACGGAAUGUUAAAGGCUCAGGAAGAAAAACAAAUCCUAAGCAUCGUUUUUGAAACAUAUAGUUUGGAUCUUCUCAACAAUUCUGUUUUUUUCUUUCCGGCGGUGGCAGAGUGGAGUGUGAAGAACGGACUAUUUUCACAAAUCAUUUGCAAGAUGUGUGUGCAUGAUGUUCUCCGCUCCCACUUCUAGCACUAGAGCUACAUUCUGGAAUAACAGAAGUGGCAACAGGGCUUGAAGUACUGUAUAACAGUAUUGUACGUGUCUAAUGCAUUUGAUUUGACAUCGACAUCUGCAGAGCUGAAACCAAUGACUUACUAGUCUAGUUCAGCUUCAGCGGGGGAGUGCGCUCUGCUAACAUCAAUCAUUUCUCACUGCCAGUCAAUCUCAGCAUUACAAGAUUAAGUACAGCAGCUUGAUAGAGGAUUUCAUAUAGUAAACCGUAAAGGGCUAAUUUUCAGCAUCGUAAGCCAGGAGCUCUGAAGGAACGCUGCACUUAAAAAAAAAAAGAAACAACAGAACACGCUCAUUUCAGUCGAGUUUCAGCACCACUGCUUCGUGGACAGCGCAUCUCAUUUUUGUUUUUUGUUGUUUUUCAUUUUUUUCACAAUAAUCUCUGGCCCAUUUUAUAGCGGGAUGUUCGUUUGGACAUGCAUUCAACUGGCUGACAUAGAAGAGGGCAGAACGUAUGACUGAAACAAAAGCAUAUACAUUCAAACAAAGCCACAAGUUUUUCGCUUCAGCAUCUUUCCGCAUUGAGAAGGCAGAGGGGCACUGCAAACGGCUUGAGCAAGGCGGGCUUCUAUACUGACUGGAACGCUGAUGAAUUGUAAGACGGGAGAGGGAACGUAUUGUCAAUGCAUUCGCCCCAGUGCUGCUCAUUCACGACUGUAGCAUCAUCCCUGGAAUUUUGGAUUGCCUGACAUGACCCCCCCCCCCCCCCCCAAGGAAUUCGUAUCAGAGGAAUUAAUUCACAACGGAUGACAGCUGCUUUCUGACCGGCAAAUAAAGAAGCAGUAUUUGUUUUACAAUAAAAACACAAUACAAAAAUAAGUAAAUUCCUGACAUUAAACUUUGGAUGAAAGACAAGGAGAUUAUAAACACCUUUGUUCUUCCUAACUCCUCCACCAAGAGCUCUUAAUGGAUUGGCAUGUGUUGUGCACCAGACACUGCUUUAAUUGCUUUCAUUUGCUUGUCACUGAGGGGAGAGAGAGAACAAACAUCUAAAAAAAGGAAUUAAACCAUAAAAGGUGUGAUAUGAAAGUCGGCCGUCAGAGAAAGGGGUUGUUUUAGUGCCACUUUUUAUCCGAAGGAAUUGCUGGAGCUUUGAGAGGGCUAGAAAGGGCUAGUUACUAGAGUAGAUGAAGAAUCCAACCCUUUUACCGGCAGUCACCAUGACGUUUCUUCUGGGCUGGUCGCAGGACUGGCCCUGCUACAGGAAGCGGUCUCUGGUCUUUGCACUUUUCCUGGUUUGCUGUCUUGUCCCGUCAGUUACCCCCAAGCCCAGAUCUCCGGGGCACACUCACUUGAAUUCAAUCCGGAUAGACGGAGAUAUCGCUCUGGGCGGGCUCUUCCCGGUCCAUUCACGGGGCAGCGACGGGAAAGCCUGCGGAGAACUCAAAAAGGAGAAAGGGAUUCACCGAUUGGAAGCCAUGCUUUACGCUGUGGAUCGUAUCAAUAACGACCCAGAGCUGCUGCCCAACAUCACUCUGGGAGCCCGGAUCCUGGAUACCUGCUCGCGGGACACUCACGCGCUGGAGCAGUCGCUCACCUUCGUGCAGGCACUCAUCGAGAAGGACGGCACUGAUGUCAAGUGCCUGAGCGGAGGACCGCCCAUCAUCACCAAGCCUGAGAGAGUGGUGGGAGUCAUCGGGGCGUCUGCUAGCUCAGUCUCCAUCAUGGUGGCCAACAUACUGCGUCUCUUUAAGAUCCCCCAGGUCAGCUAUGCAUCGACAGCCCCCGAGCUGAGUGACAACACGCGCUAUGAUUUCUUCUCUCGGGUGGUCCCGCCCGAUACCUAUCAGGCUCAGGCCAUGGUGGACAUUGUCAAGGAGAUGCGCUGGAACUACGUCUCCACUGUGGCGUCUGAAGGCAACUAUGGAGAGAGCGGCGUCGAUGCCUUCAUCCAGAAAUCCCGCGAGGACGGGGGUGUGUGCAUCUUCACGUCUGUGAAGAUCCCGCGGGAGCCCAAAGCCGGAGAGUUCGACAAAGUCAUCAAACGGCUGCUGGAGAACUCCAACGCCAGGGUCGUUAUCAUGUUCGCAAACGAGGACGACAUCAGGCGGGUCCUGGAUGCAGCCAAGAAAGCCAACCAGACAGGUCACUUCCUGUGGGUGGGGUCUGACAGUUGGGGCUCCAAGAUCUCCCCAGUGCUGCACCAGGAAGUUGUGGCAGAGGGUGCUAUCACCAUCCUGCCCAAGAGGAUGACUGUCAGAGGUUUUGACCGGUAUUUUUCCAGCCGUACUCUGGACAACAACAGGAGAAACAUCUGGUUUGCAGAGUUCUGGGAGAACAAUUUCCAUUGCAAACUCAGCCGACAUGCGCUGAGAAAAGGCUCCAGCAUCAAGAAGUGCACAAACCACGAGCGGAUUGGCAAGGACUCAUCGUACGAGCAGGAGGGCAAGGUGCAGUUCGUGAUCGACGCGGUCUACGCCAUGGCGCAUGCCCUUCACAACAUGCACACGCUGCUGUGCCCGGGCAAAGUGGGACUCUGCCCCAAGAUGAACCCCAUCAACGGCACCAUGCUGCUCAAGUUCAUCCGAGAUGUCAACAUCACGGGCAUUGCUGGAAACCCAGUGCUGUUUAAUGAAAACGGCGAUGCCCCGGGACGCUACAAUAUCUACCAGUAUCAGAUCAAGAACAACACCGCAGAGUACAAAGUCAUCGGGCAGUGGACCAACCAUCUGCAUUUAAAUACUCAUGCAAUGCAGUGGCCAGGUGGUACCCAUCAAGUGCCACUCUCUACUUGCAGCCGGCCAUGUGGCCCUGGGGAGCGCAUGAAGGUGGUAAAGGGCACCCCCUGCUGCUGGCACUGCGAACGUUGUGAGGGGUACCAGUUCAGGGCAGAUCGCUACACCUGCAAGAUGUGUCCCUUUGGCCAACGCCCCAACGAGAACCACAUGUACUGCCAGGACAUCCCCAUCGUCCAGCUGGAGUGGACCUCCCCCUGGGCAGUCAUCCCGGUCUUCCUUGCUAUCAUCGGAAUCCUGGCCACGCUGUUCGUGGUGGUCACGUUUGUCCGCUAUAAUGACACGCCCAUUGUUAAGGCUUCUGGGCGCGAGCUGAGCUACGUUCUCCUGACAGGGAUCUUUCUGUGCUAUGCCACCACUUUCCUCAUGAUCUCCAAGCCUAACGUGGGCAUCUGCUCGCUGCGGCGCAUCUUCCUGGGCUUGGGUAUGAGCAUCAGCUACGCGGCUUUGCUGACCAAGACCAACCGCAUCUACCGUAUCUUUGAGCAGGGCAAGAAAUCAGUCUCCGCUCCGCGCUUAAUCAGCCCAGCCUCCCAGCUUGUGAUCACCUUCAGCCUGAUUUCUCUGCAGUUAAUGGGGGUCUGCAUUUGGUUCUUGGUGGACCCCCCCCAAGCCAUCACUGACUACCACGACCAGCGCACGUCCAACCCGGUCUUAGCCCGCGGGGUGCGCAAGUGUGAUAUCUCGGACCUGUCCCUCAUCUGCCUCCUUGGCUACAGCAUGCUGCUGAUGGUCACCUGCACCGUGUACGCGAUCAAGACCCGCGGGGUCCCAGAGACCUUCAACGAGGCCAAGCCCAUCGGCUUCACCAUGUACACCACCUGCAUCAUCUGGCUAGCCUUCAUCCCCAUCUUCUUUGGGACCUCACAAUCCAACGAGAAGUUGUACAUCCAGACGACCACGCUGACGAUCUCAGUGAGCCUGAGUGCCUCUGUCUCGCUGGGGAUGCUCUACAUGCCCAAGGUGUACGUCGUGCUCUUCCAUCCCGAGCAGAACGUGCCCAAGCGCAAGCGCAGCCUGAAAGCUGUGGUCACGGCCACCACCAUGUCCAACAAGUUCACGCAGAAGGGCAGCUUCAGACCCAACGGGGAGGCCAAGUCAGAGGUGUGCGAGAGCCUGGAGACGCAAGCAUUGGCUUCCAAGCAAACUUACAUCAGCUACAGCAACCAUGCAAUCUAACCAAGAGCCUCUGGCAGUGCCUGCCAUCCCUAUGAAGAGUUCACUACGCUGAAACAAGAUGAACUGAAAAAAGAGGGAGAAACUAAAGAAAAAUGCAAACAAAAACCGAAAAGGAUUCUGAGUACCAGGCAUGACCCUUUAAUGCCCGCUAGGUUACAAGGACGGGUCCUUGGAGGUCACUAUGGACGGGGUUGUGUCCUCAUGAUCAAACGGCAGCAACGGAGAUGUUUCCAAGGUAAUAGCAGCAGAUCACUUCAGAACUGAGCCUGUUUUCCUUCUUGUGUUGAUGACACCCUUUGUCUUUUGUUUUCUUGAUGUUUCCAUGACACCCCGUGAGCUUCAUUUUAGAGAGACAGACCAGCUGCUUCUGGGGGGUAGGGGGGUAUGUGUGUGUGUGUGUGUGUGUGUGUGUGUGUGUGUGCGUGUGUGACUGAGCGACAAGCAGCAAGAGAGACUUCCACAUAGGACUCUUCUGAAAAACCCUGCAGUAUAGCUGAAAUAUUAAUACACGGUUACUUUUUAAAUCACACAAAAUAUCCCUUGAAAAAGUACUACAGCAUACGACUGCGUCCAAAUUCUGGGUUAAAUGCCCUCCAGAUCCUUAGCUCUUAUCCCUAGACUCCACUGCCUCCCAGUAGUCAGCUUUUACAGCUAACCCACACUGCCAUCAAGUCUAAACACCAGGCAACCUAGGGCUGUCAAAUACGCUCAUGUGAACACCCGUAGUCGUUGCACUGCUUUCCGAAAUACCACCCUUACCGUAUCUCUGUGAAUCUGAAACAAACUAAAGAUUCACCCUGAAAACUACCACUCAGUUUGUGUUUAUGUUACAUCUGCAGUUUUGCUAGGCUGUUGAUUUAAAUGUAUACAUUUUUUUUUUUUUUACCUUAACCUGGAAAUUUGAUUUAACGUCUCCACAGAAAAUGUAAGUAAGGUGGUUUUCAUUUUUUUUUGAUUGAAUCGCUUACCUCCAGGAUACUUUAGGGUGCCAAGCGGUAUAUUUACAGUGAUGGUAGACAGUUCCAGAAACGCACUGUUGCGAAUUUCAUUACAUGAAGCAUCAGGGGUCUAACAAAGUUUUAGAAACUCCAGAAGGUAAACCACUAAAAAAACCACAAUGGAUGGCAAAGUCUGUUCUAGAAUCCUCAGCUCUUGCAACUCACAAAAUCAGCCGACAAUACAUCAGAUCAAGGAAAUGUUUCCUUUUUUUUUUUUUUUUUUAAAUAACAAAAAAUAAAUAAAAAAUCUAUAUAU
Messenger RNA from Polyodon spathula (Mississippi paddlefish), 6128 nucleotides. RefSeq names its product glutamate receptor, metabotropic 4 (gene grm4). Gene Ontology annotation, biological process: regulation of synaptic transmission, glutamatergic; G protein-coupled glutamate receptor signaling pathway. The coding region runs from base 2088 to 4874 and encodes 928 amino acids. Lineage: Eukaryota; Metazoa; Chordata; Actinopteri; Acipenseriformes; Polyodontidae. The record is from RefSeq and is a predicted model, not a curated record. Gene Ontology annotation, molecular function: adenylate cyclase inhibiting G protein-coupled glutamate receptor activity. Gene Ontology annotation, cellular component: membrane. The transcript is spliced from 11 exons.